Molecule: messenger RNA, 1252 nt
Organism: Nerophis lumbriciformis (worm pipefish)
Lineage: Eukaryota; Metazoa; Chordata; Actinopteri; Syngnathiformes; Syngnathidae
Gene: tstd3
Product: thiosulfate sulfurtransferase like domain containing 3
Source: RefSeq, a predicted model, not a curated record
CGCGCAUGCGCUAUAGAUGAUUAGAAGGGGGUGACGCUCACUUGUGCUCCAUUACCUAUCACCAAAAAGUCGUGUUACAAUCAAGUUAGUUGGGUGUUUAUUAAUCAAAUAUGGUUCUCCGCAGGUGUCUGGGCGCUUUUAGAGCUCACUACCGACUGCUAUGGAACAGCAAUGUCCUUCUAAGUGCCUCUGACGCGAGCAGACGGACAUUGUCCAGUGUUUACACGCGGCCAUGUUGCACCAAGUUGUGGCUCGGGACCCGCAGCGUGGCCUCCGUGACAGCGAGCACAGAUGUGACUUAUGACCAGCUGAGGCGGCUCCUGGCCGGUGGCAAGGCUGUUGUUAUAGACGUCAGAGAACCGUGGGAGCUCCGAGAGUUCGGCAUCAUCCCUGGAUCCAUUAACGUCCCCCUGGGCCAAGUGAACGCAGCCCUGCAGCUUGUUCCCGAAGAGUUCAGGGAGCAGUAUGGCGGUGAGAUGCCUGGACAAGCAGACAACGUAGUGUUCACUUGCCUGAAAGGCAUCCGGAGCAAGACUGCACUAGACACAGCCACCUCGCUGGGAUACAAAGAUGUCCAGCAUUACCCAGGUGGAUGGCAAGACUGGGCUAAAAAUGAACAUCAUAAGUGAAGGUUCAUUUAAGAUUCAAGCUUUUUUUUUUUUUUUUUCUUUCUUGGAAAUGAUAGGUAUCUCCGUUAUCUGCAAUGAAUGGUUUGAUUUGUCUUUGAACUUAUCACUCAGUAAAUUUGAAAUGUUUGAAUCACAAGACAUAUGACAUUUAAGGGCUCAACACACACACACUAAUUACUAAUACUACUGCAAUAAUACAUGACGUCAUUGUUCCUUUUUGUUUUGCCUAUUUGAGUUGAAAAACAUAUAACACUACCUGUAAAAGAACAAACGACUGUUUUUUACGACAGUAGACAUUUGUUUUGGUCCAUUUGUUUUGUCAAAGUUUCACAUUUUGAUUUAAAAAAAUAUUGCCCUGUUAUGCAAAACAACAAAAGUCCACUUUAGUGAACGCUGGUUCUCAAUAGGUUAUAGAAAAUAUGUAUUUGUGAUCAUCAGAAGAUGCCAAUGUUUUCUAUUAUGCCUGGACUUUAAUUCAAGGUUUAUAAAUAAUGGUGUAUGAUUCAGUGUUAAAAUAAUGUCUAAUAUUAAAGAAUGUGAAUAAAUGUUGCAUGUUGUAUGUAAAACGUCAGUCUUUCCCAAUGUAUUCCAUCCUAUUGUGAAUAAAUUACAGUUUUAAAUUA